AUGUUUUGGCAAAUUUUGGUGGGAGUUUUGGUGAUUUUUUCGAAAUUUGGAGAAUCGUCGAAGAAGUUUCCGAUUAGUGAGUUUUUUCUUGGGGAGCUGGAAAUUUCAGUUGAAAUUUGAGUUUUUAAAAUUUCUCUAAUUUUCAGAAAAUUUUAAAACUCAUUUUUUGAAUUUCAAGAAAACUUUCAAAAUUUGUGAACUUUUAUUUUCAACCAAAAAAUCAGACAUUUUUUCAUUUCACUUUUUCUUUUCGGCAACAAAAAUUGAAUAUGCAAAUUCAAAUUCAACAAAUUUCCCGAAAAGUUCAUAUUUUUUCUCAAAAAAAAAGUGAAUUUUGAAAAUUUUCAGAACUCAAAAAUUCUUCAAAUUGAAAAUUUCUUGCCCAAAAAAAUUAUUAUUUUUCAGGAGCUUUUGUGGAUUCUUCGGACACUGACAAUGAUUCAGCACAUGCUAUUAUUGAGGUAACAAAAAAAUAGUGCCAAAACGCCACGUGGCCAUAUUUUUAUAUUUUUUCAGAUGCUUCGUUUGGCUGAAAUGUUGCAUAAUGGUCGAACUGACGUGGAUUUUGAUGUUUUGUUGGGAACUCGAGAUUUGCCGCCAAUGGAAAAAGCAAUGAUGAUGUGGAAUUUGAAUCGAAUUAGUUUGGUUUUUUUUGGGAAAGGGGAGGGAGUUUAAAAAAUCCACGUGGAAAAUUGGGCAGCUUGAAAAAUUUUUGGAAUUUUUUUGAUUUCAAUAUUUUCUUCUUUUUUUUUCAAAACUUCUUGACAAAAAUUGUUUCAAAAUAGAAAUUCGAAGUUUCAAAUGUUCAAAAACUGAUCUGACUUUUAUUCAAGAUUUUUAGAAUUAUAAAAAAACCUCAUAAUUUUUCUGUCAACUUUUUUGAAAUUGAAAAAUCAAGAUUCUAAGUACUUUCUACAAAAGUAUUUUAUUACAAAAAGUACAAAAGUACAAAAAAUAUUCAAAAAUUCUAAAUUUAUCACAAAAAAUUGGAUCAAAUUAAGUAAAUUAAUUCAUAAAAUAUUCCUCCAUCAACUAUUUUUUGCAGUCUGCGAUGAAAUGAAACUUGGUUUCAUGAUAAUGCUCGCAGGAACAACAUUCAAAAAUUUUGGAGUUUACGAAGAUAUUUCAAAUCACAUGCAAAUGCCAUUAAUCGAUUGGGAAUCACCAAAAAUCGAGAGAAAUGAUAAAAAUAAAAAAUCGGCAGAAAUUCCAAUGAUUUUCUCAAUAAAUCCACCAACAGAACAAUUAGUUAUUGAUUAUAUUCAAUAUAAAGGAUGGAGAAAUUUCGUAUAUAUUCAUGAUGAUAAUGAUGGUUAGUUUGAGAUUUUUGGGUCCCGAACAUGUUUCAUUUUUCAGCCGAUCGUCGACUUCGUUCAAUGUUUUCAUAUCUUCAUCAAAAAUCACCAAAUUAUCAACUUUUUGUUGAAAAUUAUGCGGCACCAAAUGAUGAGGAAAUGUUUCGAGAAUUUUUGAAUCAAUUUCAUCGAAGAUUAUCGACACAACAAAAUUUGAAAACUAAUGAAAGUUCGGAGGAAAUUGAUGAAAUUAUGUUAGUUUUUCGGGGUUAGAGGAAGGGGUUGUAAAUUACUGUAGAAAUUUCAGAAUUCAGAGAAUUUCUACGAUGGUUCGGGUGUACUGUAAUUUAUUUAUCAUUAUUAAGAAUGAAUUGAAAAUGGUUCAUAUUCUGGAUUACUGUAUCGGGCCCAAAAAAUUUAGUUAAAAUUGAAAUUUGGGAGGAGAAGUCUAUCAGACACAAUUUGAAUUCAUUUCCCGCUAGGUUCACUGUGAUUUUCUACGAAAUUAAAAAAAAAACACAGAAUUCCACGUGGCUUCUAAUAUUUCGCGAAAAACUGGUAAUUUUUGAAUUUUAGUAGAUAAAAAUAAUUUUGGAUCACUGAAAUUUUCACCUCAAAAAUGAAACUUGACUGCUAAAAUGCUAGAUUACAUUAGAAUCAACAUUUAGAAUUUUCAAAAAAAUACAUUUUUGUUUUUUUUGCACCCCACCCUCCCUCAUUUUUUUUUGCAGAAGUGUCAACGUGGUUGUCGAUCUUGAAGGAAGUUAUCGAAAUCGUGCAUUUCUUCGAGCUCUCGAAGAAAGUGUUUUAGUCAAACGAGAAUAUCAUUAUGUUUUUUCGAAUUUUCAAAUCGAUGAAAAUGAUUUGAGCGGAUUUCAUUUCUCGUUGAUUAAUGUAACCAUUUUUCAAGUUUUCGACAAGACAAAUAAGAAAUUUUUGUGAGUUUUUUCCCGGAGAAAAAUAUGAGGAAACUUUUUCAAAUACUAAAAUUUCAGACAAAAUCGUGCGGAAUUCAAAGAUUUAUAUCGUGGCGGUUUGCCGUUGGCUGAAAAUAUUCCACCAAUGGCAGCUUUUGCACAUGAUGCGAUUUUGGUGGCAGCGAAAGCAUUGGAAUUGGUGAUUGAGGAUAAUCGGAAGAUUUUUGAUAAGUUAGUUUGGGGGAAGAGUUUUUUGGUGGAACAAAUUAUUUUAAAAAAAUUUGUAAGCUGAAAAAAAUUGGUGAACAAUUUGGCGCUCAAAGGCCACGUGGCAAUUGUUAAAAAUAUUGCAUAUUUUCUUGAAUUUUUUAGUUUAUAAUCCAUGUGGCACUUUUAAUUUUGAUUACAUACUUUUUCAAAAGAACCUCUAUUUUAAAUCAAAAUUUGUAAAUCUGGAAACGUUUCCAGUUUUAUUUUUGCAGUGCUUUUAAUCGCCAUCAACUUUUAAAUCGAAAUCAAAAAGGAUUAUAUUGUCGACCACACGAAGAUAUCAAUGAAAAUCGACAAUUUGAAACAUUUGAAUUCGGAAAAACAAUCGCAAAAGCAAUUUCGAAAGUUGUAAUCGAUGAAAAUGAUGGAACUUUGACUGGAAAAAUACAAUUUGAUGCAAAAAAUGGGGCGAGAAAGAAUUUCUCAGCUUCUGUCAUUGAAAUUCGACCAGGAACUAGUAGUUUGAAUAGUGUUUGGGAGGUUUGGAAAUAUUUUAUUAAUCCAAGCAUAUUUAUUCCUCAAUUAUUUUUGCAGCGUUUUCGUUGGUCUGAAGGUUUUGGUUUUCUUCUUGGCGGUGAUAAUCAUGUACACGUGGAAAAGAAAAAAGAUUCGCAACAAAUUAGAAAAGGCAUUUUGCCAUCGAAACCUUGGAAACUUCGAUUUAAUGUGGUUACUGUAUUGGUUAAACCAUUUGUGAUGUUGAAAAGGAGAAAUCCAAAAGAUCCAGAAUUGAAAGGUAACUUUGAAAAGGGGAGGAAUAAAAAGAGGAGGCAUGGGAUUGGAUUACUGUAGUUUUUUAAUGUAGAAAAAAUUGAUGAGGAAAGUUAAAAAUGAAUAAAUUUCCAAGUGCCCAACAUUGAAAUUGCAGAUUUUCAAGUUCCGAAUUCUUAAAAUCAUGAAAAAAUCUAAAAUUUUCAGAAACCGAACCAAAAAUGAAUUACUUUUCAUUAUCAAAUCCCAAAAACCCAAUAAUAAUUUUUUCAGGAAACGAUAGAUUCGAAGGAUAUUGCAUUGAUCUUCUGAAUUUAUUAGCCAAUAAUAUAACAGGUUUCCAUUAUGAUGUAUUUAUAUCAGAAGGUAAUAAAUAUGGUGCACGACAAGCUGAUGGAAGUUGGGAUGGAAUGUUGGGAUAUUUAUUAAAUGAAACUGCUGACGUGGCAGUUGCACCUUUAACAAUAACACAAGAAAGAGAAAGAGCUGUUGAUUUUUCGAAACCAUUUAUGACAACUGGAAUAUCAAUUAUGAUAAAGAAACCAGAAAAACAAGAAUUUAAUAUAUUUUCAUUUAUGGAACCACUUGGAAUGACUAUUUGGAUAUUUACACUUUCGAGUUAUUUUGGAGUUUCUUUGACCAUUUUUUUGGUUUCUUGGUUUUCACCGUAUGAAAAACGAAUUGAAUUUAAACGCGGAGAAUUCACAGGUACUUGAGCGUUCAUUUUUUCGAUCACUCGAUUAGAACUCUCAAUUUAUAUAAUGGAAUUUUGAAACGUAGAUUUUUCGGAAAUUUUUGAGGGAAAUACUUUGAGUCCAAAAUAAUUUUUUUUCAAAAUUUUCAAGAAACUGAAAUGUCUAUACAAAACAGAGUUUCUUUAAAUGAAAUUUUGAAACAGUAAUCUUUUUUUGCUACUGAAUUUUUUCAAAAAUAAAAUUUAUUGAAAGUAAAAAAAUCUGAAACAACAAAUUUGAAUGUAACUACUAAAAUAUUGAAAAAUGCCACGUCAUAACUCACAAUAUGUUUUCUCUUUCAGUCACCAAUGAAUUCACGCUCUACAAUUCUUUAUGGUUUACUUUGGCUGCAUUUAUGCAACAAGGAACUGAUAUAUUACCUCGAGCUGUUUCUGGUCGAAUUGCAUCAUCUUGUUGGUGGUUUUUUACACUUAUUAUUGUAUCAUCUUAUACUGCUAAUUUGGCCGCUUUUUUGACACUUGGUAUGGUUUUGGGAUUCGAGGAAAUUCGGGGAAAAUCGGGGUGUCGGCUUCGAAAAUUGAAUUUUUCACAGAUUUUUCAACAAAAAAAAAUUAAUUAUGAAAAUUCCAAAUCAAAGUUUACACGUGGAUCUUCUCCUCCUCAAAAUUCCCAAUUUAAUUUUACAGAAAGAAUGACUCCACCAAUUGAAAGUGUUGAUGAUUUGGCAAAUCAAGAUAAAAUUCUUUAUGGAGUUGUUGAAGGCGGUUCAACAGCUGCAUUUUUCGAAGAUUCAAUAGUUCCACUUUACAAGAAAAUGUGGAAUUUUAUGGCAAGUACACAUCAAAGACAUGCUGAUUCAACAUCUGGAAAUACAACAAUUUCAAAAACAUUUGUUAGUUCUUAUGCAGAUGGAAUUGAAAAAGUUAGAACAAGUAAAGGAAAAUAUGCAUUUUUACUCGAAGAAACAACAAAUAAUUAUGAAAGUGGAAGAAGACCUUGUGAUACAAUGAAAGUUGGACAAAAUUUGAAUACUUUGGGAUAUGGAAUUGCAACGAAAAUUGGAAAUCCUUUGAGAGUUAGUCUAAAUCUAGCAAUUUUAUAUCUUCAAGAAAAAGGAGAAUUGAAAAAAUUGGAAAAUAAAUGGUGGUAUGAUAGAGGACAAUGUGAUAAUGGAAUGUCUGAUGGUGGAAAUAGUUCGAGUUUGAAUUUAUCAAAAGUCGCUGGAAUAUUUUAUAUUUUAAUGGGUGGAAUGGUUUUGAGUAUGUUGACUGCUUUGAUUGAAUUUUUGGUGCGAAAAAAUAAGGAAAAUUGGGAGAAGGAAAAGACGAGACAAAAGAAUAUCAAAGAGAAAAAGAAUCGAGUGAUUGUGGAAAAUUUGAAUAGAAAAAGAAGGACGAAAAGUGAAGAGCCGCAGAGGAAUUCAAGUUUUUCGACACUAUUUUAA
Molecule: messenger RNA, 5332 nt
Organism: Caenorhabditis angaria
Lineage: Eukaryota; Metazoa; Nematoda; Chromadorea; Rhabditida; Rhabditidae
Source: the annotation of a GenBank genome assembly